ACAAAUGUAAACCAGAUGAGUUUUGUGAACACCGCAGAUCCCGAUCACCACCGGCAUAUGUGGAUGCUGCUUUCAUUUUGGAUAGCUCACGGAAAAUGAGUGGUGCCGAAUUUGAGAACAUGAAAAACUUCUUGAGCAGAGUACUUGAUAACUUUGACAUUUCCUCUGAGCCAGAGACUUCUUCCACAGGUGAUAGGGUGGCUGUGGUGAGCCAUGCUCCACCAGGUUUCAAACCCCACUUAGAGAGGAGCCCUGUAAAGAAAGAAUUUGACUUUGUCACCUACAAGAAGAGACAGUUAAUGAAAAGACAUAUCCAAGAAUCUGUUCAACAGCUGAAUGGAGCAGCUGCUCUUGGCCAUGCCAUACAGUGGACAAUUGAUAAUGUUUUCUUAACUGCACCCCACUCCAGACAACACAAGGUUAUCUUUGUUAUAUCUGCUGGAGAAACAAGUCAGUGGGACAAAGACACAUUAAAGAAGGCAUCUCUGAGAGCCAAGUGCCAAGGAUAUGCUCUGUUUGUAAUUUCAUUAGGACAUGUAUAUAACGACAUAGAAUUGGAAGAGAUGGCUAGUAUUCCCCUGGAACAACAUUUGAUUCAGCUGGGCAGAGUUCACAAGCCUGAACUUGAAUAUGUAGUGAGGUUUAUGAAACCAUUUGUGCAUCUCUUCAGGCGUGCAAGCAACAAAUAUCCACCAGUAGAGCUCAGGAGAAUUUGUACCAGAGCUCGCUCUCAGAAACCAGAAUAUGCACUAAGGGACCAACCACAUGUAGCUAUCAUAGAUGACAGUUGGUCAGGAGUUGAUGCCAUAGCUGAUGCUGAAUACGCUGUUUCUGGGCAUGCAACACUGAUGUUCCAGGAUGACGUAAGCAAUGGUCCUCUAAACACCAACGGUUUUGCCAGCAGUACACAUCAAUCCUUGGUAACUACCGACAUAAUGGAGAAUGCUACCAAAACACACGGAAGGAAAGAUAACAUGGCUUGAACCAAAGCAUUUUAAACAAUGAAAUGGUUAAAUAUGGCACUGGGCUGAAGAAACUAACUAUGCUGCAUGGUUCUGACCUAUAAAAAUUCCCGUCUCUGCCUCCUACAAUAGUUUAUUGGUGGAAAACCUGGAAGAAAUGUGGACAUGAUCUGUGAGAUACAGAAUCAUUUUAUUCCUUUAAGAAAUGGACAAGACUGUAUUUUUAAAAACUUGAAUAUCUCUAUCCCUAUGCACGUAGGGUCUGCUCCUGUAUAGUACUGAAUGUGCUCAACUCCCAUUCACUUCAGUGGAAGGUGAGGACACUUGGAAAUUAACAGGUCAGGCCCUUAAGGAACUGUCUAGUCUCCAGGUCAGUUGUGCUUUGUUGGAGUUGGCUGGCAAGAUGUGAGGCAUGAAUGUGUGUAACACUCUCCUCUUUCAAUGAGUAAACUGCAGUGCAAAUUCUUUUCAGUGAAACUUUACUUUCCAUAGUCCUUCUACAGGUGUACGUUGUAUUGUGUAAAGAUAGGAAGAAGGCUUAUUAGUCACUGCUGUGCUUUUCCAGAUAGAGUAACUAUGCAAUUGGUGACUGAAUUACUUCUUUUAGACCAAGGAGAACUCUAAAAGAACAGUGUGUCUUUAACAUGGAGCAUCUUGUCUGCCUUAAAA
Messenger RNA from Chrysemys picta bellii (western painted turtle), 1631 nucleotides. NCBI's taxonomy places the organism in Eukaryota, Metazoa, Chordata, Testudines, Emydidae. The record is from RefSeq and is a predicted model, not a curated record.